AUGGAUCUGCGUGACGAAGCGAAACGUCAACGUGAUAACGAUGAACUGAGACAGGACUUUGCAGAGAACGCCAAUUCCUUCCAUGUCUGGCUCACAGAGACCAGAGCGGUGAUGGUGGACAGCCAGGGAGACCUGGAGGAUCAGCUCAAAGUUAUUCAAGAGAAAUCCAAAGAAAUCCAAGAACGUAAAGAAGCAUUGUCGAUCGUUGAGGAUCUCGGAGCUCAGAUGGAAGAGGCGCUUAUUCUUGAUAACAAGUAAGUGGAUGAAAUAUGGAAGGAUUCUACUGGUCACUGUUUUGCGAGCGAGAUGCCAUUCCUGUAAUAUGCAACUGUCUGAUUUUAAUUUCACUUGGACAGUCGCGUGUGAGAAGAUUGCUUCCAGUUUUACUCAAUUAAACACAGCAGAUUUUCUGUGGGUACUCCGGCUUCCUUCUGUUGUGACAAUAGAUUAAUUAAGGGUGAGUCAGGAAGAACAGUUUAGAACUGAUACAGCCAUUUUCGUCCAAGCACAAACCGCAAACAUUUUCGCGCGUUUGUUUACGUUUGAAACGGGGCGUUUACCGUUGGAAACUGAAAUGUUUCACCGCUCAUGUGACGUGCACAUUGAAAAGCCUUAAGCUAUUUUUGGCGCAACUGUCAUGUUUUGAUGUGCCUCCGUGCACGUUUCAAUAUGUCCAAGCCCAUGAUAAUACAUUUUAGUCACAAAAAGUAUGAAUAUAAACAAGUUUGGUCGCUCUUACAAUAUCGUGAGCUUGGAAAUACUGAAAAGUACACGAAAGCACAUCAAAACAUGAAAAAUAACUGAAUUAGGCUUUUCACUAUAACACGUCGCAUGAGCAGUGAAACAUUCCGUUUCCAACGGUAAACGCCACGUUUCAAACGUAAACAAACGCGCGAAAAUGUUUGCGGUUUGUGCUUGGACGAAAAUGGCUGUAGAGCUACCCAGUAUAAAUAAAGUUAGUUUAGUUCAGGUUUCCUCCUGUAGUAACACUGGGACAAUAAGAGAUGAUCCUUACUAGACCUCUAUAAGGAGAACAGUUUAGAACUAAAUCAACUAAUAGAAUAAAUAAAGUUAGUUUAGUUUAGGUUUCCUCCUGUAGUAACACUGGAUUAGUAAGAGGUGAUCCUUGCUGGACCUCUAGUAAGAACAGUUUAGAACUGAUAGAGCUAUCCAGUAUAAAUAAAGUUAGUUUAGUUUAGGUUUCCUCCUGUAGUAGCACUGGAUCAAUAAGAAAUGACCCUUACUGGACCUCUAGUAAGAACUGAUAGAGCUAUCCAAGUAAUGUUUAUAACUAUUGCUGAAUGGGGUUGAAACAGCCUUGGAUGCAAAAAUAUCCAUGUAUGUAAUGAUGUGAUAUUUAUUACUAGGUACACUGAGCAUUCAACAGUUGGUUUGGCUCAGCAAUGGGAUCAAUUGGAUCAACUCGCCAUGAGAAUGAGACACAAUCUGGAACAACAAAUACAGGCACGUAAGAUGACAGGUGUACCUGAGGAAACUCUCAAGGAAUUCGCCGCCAACUUCAGGUAAGUUUUGAUGAUACGGUAGAACCAUCCUACAGUAUCUUGAAAUAUUUUAGGGAAACGAACAACGGAACAAUACGUCGAGAUACUGGAGGAAUUCUUGAUAGCCGGGGACUAUCCAUCUCUACCAUCAUUGCCAUCACCACCACUAUCGUCAUCAUCAUCACCACCAUUUUUAAUAAUAAUAAUAAUAAUGAUUUAUUAUCAGAGAGUAUCCACUAAAAAAGGCUCUUCAUCUGAUAAAAUUACAUUAAAUUUACACUAACUAUAUUGAUGAUCUAUAAUGCUAAUCCUAAUGUUCAAAAAUAUUUACAAUGAUUUAUGAUUAAAAUAUUUACAAUGAUUUAUGAUUAAAAUAUUUACAAUGAAGAGACAGCACGCUCUUGAAGGACGUUUUUACAGAGAGCUCAAUAUUGUUUGUAGUCCAAACAGUUUCUUAUCUCAGUUGGCAUCAUUUUUUGACAAAACUAUACUUCAUUCAUUUUUUCUCCACAUGCAGGCAUUUCGACAAGAAUAAAUCUCAGUUCUUGGACCACCAAGAGUUCAAGUCAUGCUUACGUUCACUUGGUUAUGAUCUGCCACUCAUUGAAGAAGGACUACCUGAACCUGAGUUUGAAGCUAUACUCAAGACUGUUGAUCCGAACGGGUAAGUAGCGUGGCAUAGCCUUGUUUACAACUGAUCUUUUAAUACAUGCAGAGUGUUCGUGUUGUAUAAGAUCACUUGUGAUACGUAUUCUUCAAUAACCUGAAAGGGAUGAUAUUUGGUGAGAAAAAUGAACUUAAAUUUUUUUGUAAAUCAGCAGGGGCUUCCUCCUUUGUGUUUUGUUCAUGAAUUAUUAAUAAGAAUGGACGACUUGCGCUUUAGAAACAUUUUUAAUCUGGGAAUAACAAAGGAAAGAAGUUAUCAAAAUUAGAAAGACUGCAAAAUUUGGUUGCGAAAUGUUGUAAAAUACGGAAAAUAUAGCCCUGCGAAGUUGGCAAAUUUGUAUACAUUUCUAUUACGUGCGGUCGUGCGGAAAUUGGUAGCUAAUUUAGUUACCAAUUCACGCACGUAAUACAAAAGUAUACAAAUUUGCCAACUUUGAAGGGCUAUAUUUUCCGUAUUUUACAACAUUUCGCAACCAAACUUUGUAAUAUUACUAAUUCCAAGACGCUCUUUCUAGCUGUGGUGAUAGAUUUCGUUGUUCUUACUUAGAUUAAAAUUUAGUCUAAAUCGCAAGUCGUCCAUUACAAGGCAUUUUCUCUCCAAUAACUUCACCAACACUAUCCCUGGGGGCGGUGGCGUCAGAGGAAGCGCGUUUCACCUCUGAGAUCGUGGGUUUGAUUCUCGCUACGGACUCAUGCAUGACACUUAUGUGAAAAGAGUCAGUCAACGCUCUACCGAAAGUCGUGGGUUUUCUCUACCGAAAGUCGUGGGUUUUCUCCACCGAAAGUCGUGGGUUUUCUCCGGGUACUCCGUUUCCUCCCACAGGGAAAGUUGACAGGGUGGGUUGGGAUUAUCCCCCUAACUGACCCUUCCACCGUAGCUCUGUUCAUUUCAAAACUGUGGGGAACAAAACUUCAGACGUGAAUAGACCUUUCCCCUUAUGAGUGAAAUUUUGAUCUAGAUAUGCCUGGACAAAAAUUUCAUCACAGCUUGAAAGAGCAUCACAAAAUUAGUAAUAUUCCGAAGUUUCGUUGCGAAAUGUUGUAAAAUGCGGAUGAUAUAGCCUUGCGAAGUUUGCCGUUUUUCAGUCAUUUUGUAUAACGCACGGGAAAUUGAUAAUCUGAUAAUGAUAAUGAUCAAACCAUAAAUCAAACUCAUCAAUUUCCCAUUUCUAAUACAAGAUAACUGAAAAAUGGCAAACCACGCAAGGCUAUAUAAUCCGCAUUUUACAACAUUUCGCAACGAAACUUCGGGAUGUUACUAAUUUUGUGAUGCUCUUUCAAGCUGUGAUGAAAUCUUUGUCCAGACUUGUCUAGAUAAAAAUUUCACUCAAAAAGGGAAAGGUCUAUUGUGGAAAAUAUCUUCAUGUUUUUAAAGCAGCUGUUGGAAUGAUUGCUUUGAAAGUUUCGUUAACCUAGGAUUAAUUGCUAACCAGCUUUUGAACAACCGACUUCAGAACUAUUUAUCCUAAUUCAAAAUGUAUAUUUCGUACUUUCUAGCGAUGGUGUGGUAUCUCUGAGUGAAUAUAUGGCCUUCAUGAUCAGCCGUGAGACAGAAAAUGUUCAUUCCAGUAAGGAUGUCGAAGAUGCAUUCAAAGCUUUGACAGAAGGAGCUGACAAAGACUUUGUUACUGAACAAGAAUUGUAUCAGGUAUUUAUGUUUUCCGGAGGGAAACAUCAAAAUUUAGUGGGAAUGAGCCUCGUACAUGUGGAAACCCUACCCUAUUGGUGGUUUGCAAUCAAUUCCUUCAAAUUUAUAACACAAAAAUAUGGAGGCCAUUUUGGAAGAAAACACGCUCCUAAUACAAUAGCUGCUAGUGAUAUUCUUUUGUUAGCUUUCAUGUUUUUAUACUGGAUGAAAUAAGUACCACGUCAUUUCAAUUGGCAAUUCCAGCUUUUAAUUUAUGCGUGCAGGGGGUGACGGGAAGUAAGGUAUCAUGUUGCUGAUUAUGUUGAAAAAUUUCAAUUUAAACUGCCGAAACAACCGAAAUAUUUCAAUAUUUACAAGUAUAAGCUAUCAUUUCGUGUUUACACGGCCGCCAUUUUUAUUUAUUCAACAUGAUCAGCAAUAUGAUACCUUACUUCCCAUCACCCCCUGCACGCAUAAACUAAAAGCUGGAAUUGCCUAUUCAAUAUUCCAACUUGUUCAAAUUAUUGAAACGAGAUGAAAAGAAUUUCAGCACUUUUGGGAAUAGGAUGUUUAAACUAAUUUCUCUUUCUAGUCGUUGUCUCGGCCUCAAGCAGAGUACUGCAUCCAACAUAUGAAACCUUACGUCGACAGCCGUGGCCGGGAGGUGCCGAAUGCUUACGAUUACAAGACGUUCUGUUCCGACUUGUUUGCGAACUAG
Molecule: messenger RNA, 4513 nt
Organism: Paramuricea clavata
Lineage: Eukaryota; Metazoa; Cnidaria; Anthozoa; Malacalcyonacea; Plexauridae
Source: the annotation of a GenBank genome assembly